This is a messenger RNA of Bombyx mandarina (wild silkworm), 3616 nucleotides long. Its product is annotated as integrin alpha-IIb. NCBI's taxonomy places the organism in Eukaryota, Metazoa, Arthropoda, Insecta, Lepidoptera, Bombycidae. Gene Ontology annotation, molecular function: integrin binding. Gene Ontology annotation, biological process: cell adhesion mediated by integrin; cell-matrix adhesion; cell-cell adhesion. The record is from RefSeq and is a predicted model, not a curated record. Gene Ontology annotation, cellular component: external side of plasma membrane; integrin complex.
UAAAGGUAGCACGUGUGGUUAUUCUACAGUAAAAUAAAUGAGUUUUUAUAUUAAUUUACUAUUCACACGAAAAUGUUUGGCCUAAGAACAUCACUGUAUUUAAUAUGCUCUCUUCUACAUAUCGUCAUAUGCUCAAGAAUGUUUUGUCACGAACCUUCGAUGGGUGUAAUAAGACCGGUUGUAACCACCAAUCACUCAGAUUUUGGAUUCUCGAUUGCAUUGCAAAAGGGACGUGACGGAAAAAUAGUGAUCGGCGCACCAAAUCACGAUCGUACAGGAAAAGUAUUUCUAUGUGAACUAUCCGAAAUAAUGAGCAACAAAACCAGCACUUGUAACCCAGUUGACAUUGACGUGGAAGGCUUAAGUAAUUACAAAUUAGCUGGAGAGCCCGGUGAAAAUUUUUAUUUAGGCAUGACGAUCGCUGCAACUUCGGACUUAUUUGUGACGUGUGCACCACUAACUAAAUUUGAAUUCGGAAGUGAGAGCAAAAGUGUUUAUGGAUCUUGCUUUGUUUACGACGGGUCAGCACAUCAAAUACGGGGCUCGUUUGAAAAAUACUUGGACGGAUCUGAACAAAAAGGCGAGAUUUAUGGGGGCUUGGGAUCGAAUAUUUUAAUCGACGAAGCUAAUAGAUUAUUAAUCAUCUCAAAGUCUACUUAUAUUGGGGACAUACAAUAUUCAUCGUUAGAUAAUGCAACAGAUAAUGUUGAAUUUAUUAAAAAUAAGAUGAGCGAGGAUAUCAAUUUAAAAUUUAAGAAGAAUAGUAAUAUAGGAUAUGGCCUAGCGUCUGGAAACUUUUUCGACAACAGCACAGUUUUUGAAGCAGUCAGCAUGAAGAACAAUGAUUUGAAAGGACAGGUAAUGUUUAUGCAGUACCCAAAUUUAGGGAAGCAGAAUAAACUAAUAGUAAACGAAAAAACUGAGGAACAUUUGGUGGAGGACACUUCAGUCGGUACUAUGUUUGGAUACGUGAUGUCUACUGCUGACCUAAAUGUCGAUGGAAUCGCGGACCUUCUGGUAUCAGCGCCGGGGUACUUUCGCGGCAGACAUGCGUAUGACUUAGGCGCUGUUUAUAUAUACAUCGGAGGUCAUUCGAUAUUAAAAUCCAAUAAAAAUCACAACGCGAGAACUAUUGUGGGCGUUAAGGAAGGCGCCCGUUUCGGCAGUUCAUUGAUCGCUCAAGAUCUCGAUGGCGAUGGAAUUCCUGAAUUGAUAAUUGGAGCGCCUUACGAAGAUCAAGGUUUAGGCGCUUUGUACAUUUUAUCAGGGUACGAGGUUAAAACGAAAUUACUGACUGAAAAAGGUUCGAAUAUUGAAAUGAUGCUUUCGGCUUUCACUGAGACUCAAAGGAUACAAUUAUCGGAAUUCAAGCAAUUCGGAUUUAGUCUUCAGCCAUUAGUUGAUGUAGACGACAAUGGAUCUACAGAACUGGCAGUGGGAUCACCGGGUAGUGCGGCUGUGGUGAUAUUUCGCUCUAUUCCAGUAGAAUCGGUCGAAUUGACAAUUAUAGGACAAAAUAGCUUUAAAGAGCAAGACACAAGCGUCGUUCUGGUUGUGUGUGCACAAAUAGAAAAACGAAAACUUGCAACAUCAAGAAAGCUAGUUGUGAACACUGCAAUUACAGGGGAAGCAGUCGUGAAAAAUCCAGAGUACUUGAUCAUUUUAACAGACGAGAGGAAGAAAUCAUGCGACGUUGUUUCUCUAGAAUUGAAAUACAAAGAAUCCGGAAAUUAUAAUUUCACGGCAUCAAUUGACAUAGCCCCUGAAUUGAAACAAGCAAUGAAGUUAAAUGUUUUUGACCCAGAAUGGUUCGCUUUAGAUAAACCUAGUCGGCAAAAGCAAUCAAAGACAAUCCAGCGCUCUUGCACCGGCGAUGAUUGCUUACCCAAAUUGUCGAUAAAUUUGCAUUGGCUCGGUGAAAAAAAUUUUGAUGUUGGCCUCCAAGAAACCGAAAAUUUAUUGGUGAACGUAAGAAACGAUGGGCACGCAGUAGACGGUGCCUGUGUUUUACUGGAAGUUAACGGGGCACAGCUGAUCAGCGCUUACGAGAAACACCUGAAUACCUAUACGAUUCCAUUGAAGCCUCUAAGGAGGGAGGCCGAGAGAAAUGUGUCAGUUACAGUAGAUAUGAGUCACAUUAAUAGUACAGACAAGCAAUUAGGAGUGAUCGCCACGGUAUACGAAGAUUGUAAUACCAAAACCUUACAUGCCGAUAAAGAUGAAAUCGAAGUUUCUUACGUUAUAAACGCCGAUAGUAUUGUAAUCACAAGUUUGUCUCAAGAACGUGUACUGAGCGACAACGAUUUCACCAGUAACAACAAUACCACAGUUGAUGAUGUUCAUGAAUAUAUAAUCAGCAACGAGGGUACCGUGACGUGGUUGAAUGAAAACGUAAACCUCAUCAUUGAUAAAAAGCCUUUUAUGACGCAUUACGAGGUUUCAAUGACAGCUUUGGAUAAAUGUAAUGAAACCGAGCAAGAUUCACAAAUUCAGUUUAGUUGUAAAAUCAAUUUAAGGCGUUUGGAUACUGUGAAGAUAAACAUAACGAUUUCCAUUGGAAAAGAUAGUAUGAUAAAAAACAUCAUUGAAAAUAAAAUAAUAACAACAUCAUAUAUAGACCUUUAUUUGGGAUCGAUCAAACAAAUGAAGAACGCCAGUGUUUCGAACAAAUUAACAUAUUACACUGAGAAUCCAUUAAAGGACAAGAAACCGAUGAUUGUACUGAUCUCCCUGGUCGUUGCAGUUGUUAUUUUGGUCAUAACAUCCUUUGUCUUGUUUAAGAUCGGCUUCUUCAACAGAGUAGAAAAGGAAAAGACGGAAGAUUUAAAAAAAACUAUUCGCCGCAAAUCCCUUAAAGGAUAUGAAGGUUCCAGUGCUGUUGAUGAUGUGAUUCAGAACGGUAGUGAUUCGCAGACCGAGCUACAUAUUAACGACCAACUAGAAGUUGUAACAUCGUUGGAAGAUUAAAAUAUUUAAAACUUGGCUUAUUUGAACUUCAUUUUUGGUCUUGAUUUAAAAGUAUAUGAAAUAUUUAAGACUCGAUCGGCAGAUCCCUUCAAGAUUUUCAUAAUUUAGUUAUUAGCGUACGUAAAUAUGUAAGUUACACUGACUCGGAAUUGUAAACAUACUUAGGAGUAUACUUUGUUCUCUUGUAAUUAUGUCAAAUUACUUCUAAGAAGCCUUGUCUUUUAUGGUAACCGUUUCACGCAAAAUUUAAUUUUAUAUUCCAUCUAAAUUAGCUUUGCCAUCGCAAAUUUUUCUUUUUUAUUUCCAUAUUCAAUACUUCAAAUGUAAUCUUCCUUUAGAGAUAAAUUAAGUUUAAAUAAUAUUCAAAGGUUUGAUGGACCAAGAUAAGGUAGUGUAGGGGAAUGAUACCCCGCCCCGCUUCGCUUACUAUGCAGUUAUUGUGCAUACAGUAAUGAGCAGCAUACGAGUCAGUCAGUGGUUAAAGUGCAGCGAUCCACCGCGGUCGCUGACACGAAUAAACAUAUAAUUAUACUCAGUGUUUUAUUGACCACUCUGAUGAGGUUUCCAGAGGAGAACGCACAAUAAACCCUCAAAAUCAACAAAACCUCACAGUAGCAAAAAAAUUCAAUGUUAUUAAAUAUGUAACGAA